Astyanax mexicanus (Mexican tetra) is the source of this 801-nucleotide messenger RNA. RefSeq names its product F-box protein 36b (gene fbxo36b). The transcript is spliced from 4 exons. Lineage: Eukaryota; Metazoa; Chordata; Actinopteri; Characiformes; Acestrorhamphidae. Bases 2 to 676 code for a protein of 224 amino acids. The record is from RefSeq and is a predicted model, not a curated record. Gene Ontology annotation, molecular function: protein binding.
UAUGGCAACGGUUGCGCGCGUCCUUGUUGCCAUGACACCGAGCGGAGUUUGCAAGAUGGCGAAAGUGCAGGAGGAGAGUCUGCUGGAGAUCGGGGGUCAGGGUCCUGCUCCAAUCAAAGACUACUACCACCUGCUCAUCACCAGCACACAGGUGAUCUGGAGGUGGUGGAAGAUUUCUCUGAGGGCUGAAUUCAGAAACGCGAGACCUGGAGAACUGAAGGAAUCACACAGCGAAUAUUUGGAAGACAGCACGCUGCAGAGACAGGUGAAGAUCGUUUUUGGUCCAGGUAUCCUGAAUUACUCGUUGGAUCUGUGCCAGGGUCAGGCUGACUAUCUCCUGCGUCUUCCCGAGUCCAUACACCUGAAGAUCAUGUCUCACCUGGACCUGGAGGACGUGGCUCGGUUGGCAGGAACCUGUUGCAGGUUUAAACAGCUCUGCAGCUCGGAGGAGUUCUGGGAGCAGACGGUGAGGAUGCACUGGGACACAGUUCCCGCUGAGGUGGAGGAACUGGCCGAGGAACUGGGCUGGAGAAACGUCUUCUUCACCAACAAACUGCAGCUGCAGAAACAGAUCAGCCGCCGGAAACAGAGGAACCAAUCAGGCGCUGGCGCCGCCACCGGCCUUCAGGUGGAUUCGCUGAUCAGACUCUCUGAGAGCAAGCAUGGACUGAAAUAAAGAAACCUUCAGAAGCUUCUACAGAUUAACUAAAACAUCGUUAAUCUCACAGCGAUUUUACAUCCAUUUAGCGUUAUUGUUUUAUAUAUAUGGUUUUUAUUAAACUGUAUUACUUACAGAAAAGA